AUGCUGUCUGCCGCGGACCUGCGUGAUCCAACGAGCGCUGCAUACAAGAAGGCUAGGAAGAGGCACCUGAAGACAACGAGAAACAGGGACGAGCAGCUCGAGGCCGACUGGACACCGUUCCGCGCAGCGGAGAAGAAGUACAAGGCGCGCUUUCCCCCUCCCGACCUUUCUGAUGUUCUUGACCUCGCACUGCUCGAUGAAUCGAGGGCUGAGGAGACUAAGAGGGGAGGCUGGUGGGGCAAGCCAGACGCGCUGCAAUGCAAGGAGAUCCGCAUGAACCACACCGAGGGGAAGACGGCCUACGUCUUCCCGAGCACACCUGGACUUGUCCUGCUACCUUCUUUUGUCUCCCCUGAGGAGCAGAGACAUCUCGUGCGCUGGGCGCUGUCUGAUCACGCCCGCCCUCCUAACGAAACGAACCUCGACACGCACUACAUCCUCCCAGAGGAAGGGCUAUGGAACAAAUAUGUCAAUGUGCGACGGCAUGUUUGCGAAGAUGAGUUCAUACAACCUCGAGCAUCUCUUACUAUGGCGACGGACUCAAUUUCCACUGUGAUAUCCGAGCCAACUGGCCCCAGGAAAUUGAUUUCCAACGAGCCCGUGAGCAAAGACAACUACGCAGCCAUAUCAGCCGCUCCGAAGCCUCCUCUCGCACCGUCUCCGUCGGUGCAUCCUUUGACCACUUCUGCACUCAUCCAAAAAUUGCGCUGGGCGAAUAUCGGGUGGUCCUACCACUGGGGAAGCAAGCAAUAUGAUUUCUCCAAAGGUAAGGUGGAAAUACACGACGAUGUGAAACGUGUUUGCAAGAGGGCCGUGGAUGCGGUCGACUGGUUCGAAGUCUUCGGCGAUGGUGUUCCCGAUUGUGGUGAUUGGGGGGAAGAUGGACCAGACUGGGAGUCGUGGAAUGAGACGUAUGAACCCGAUGCCGGAAUCGUGAAUUUCUACCAAGUCAAGGACACACUCAUGGCCCACGUCGAUCGUUCAGAAGUUUGUGCAACAUCCCCGCUGGUCUCGAUAUCACUAGGCUGCGCUGCAGUUUUCCUCAUAGGCGGCCUGACACGAGACGUCGAGCCGACCCCCAUUCUCCUCCGUUCCGGAGACGUGGUGAUCAUGUCCGGGCCUGCCUGUCGACGAGCCUACCAUGGUGUACCGCGGAUACUCGAGGACACCCUCCCGCCUCACCUAGAAGCCAGCGCUGCGGACGAAGAUUGGGAACUGUACGCAGAAUAUCUGCAUACCACACGCGUCAACGUCAAUGUGCGACAGGUGUUUCCUGUCCUGCCUGUUGAUACUCUCAAAGUGCGAUGA
Messenger RNA from Sparassis crispa, 1308 nucleotides. RefSeq lists its product as hypothetical. Lineage: Eukaryota; Fungi; Basidiomycota; Agaricomycetes; Polyporales; Sparassidaceae. Gene Ontology annotation, cellular component: nucleus; cytoplasm. The record is from RefSeq and is a predicted model, not a curated record. Bases 1 to 1308 code for a protein of 435 amino acids. The transcript has 6 exons.